Molecule: messenger RNA, 595 nt
Organism: Leguminivora glycinivorella
Lineage: Eukaryota; Metazoa; Arthropoda; Insecta; Lepidoptera; Tortricidae
Product: histone H2A-like
Exons: 1
Coding region: 16-378 (120 amino acids)
Cellular component (GO): nucleosome
Molecular function (GO): DNA binding; structural constituent of chromatin; protein heterodimerization activity
Source: RefSeq, a predicted model, not a curated record
AUUCUUCAUCCCACCAUGGACUCUAAGAAGAAAAAUAAGACCCGCUCUUCGAAGGCUGGGAUCAUAUUCCCCGUCGGCCGCAUACAUAGGUUGUUGAAAAGCGGGAACUAUGCCAGAAAAGUCGGCGUAGGCUCCGCUGUAUACCUCGCUGGCGUUGCAGAGUACUUAGCAGCCGAGAUUUUGGAGUUAGCAGCGCAAGCGGCCCAGGAUAACAGCAGAAGUCGCGUAGCUCCUCGACAUAUCCUUCUAGCAGUAAAAAAUGAUGAAGAGCUGAGGAAACUGUUAGCUGGCGUCGUUAUUUCCGAAGGAGGUGUGCUGCCUUCUAUCCGUCAAGAGCUGCUGCCUAAGAAGACUGUCAAACCAGCGUCUGAUGAUUGAAGAAAGUUACUGUGUGAUCUAGUCCGACAAAUUUCUAGUGAAAUGAAGACGCGCGCGCUGCGCUGAGAUAAAUUAUGAGAAGCGCUGUGAAGAGUUUUCAAAUGAGAAGCCGUUAAAUGCGAGAAGUCAGUGAAGAAUAAUAUAUUAAUAGUGUUCAAUGAAUAAUUUAAUUUUGCCUGCUUAUUUAUGAAAGACAAAUGUCCUUUUCAGGACAACA